Thalassophryne amazonica is the source of this 3263-nucleotide messenger RNA. It is a transcript of the gene gnpat, whose product is annotated as glyceronephosphate O-acyltransferase. Gene Ontology annotation, biological process: ether lipid biosynthetic process. The record is from RefSeq and is a predicted model, not a curated record. Gene Ontology annotation, cellular component: peroxisomal membrane; mitochondrial membrane. NCBI's taxonomy places the organism in Eukaryota, Metazoa, Chordata, Actinopteri, Batrachoidiformes, Batrachoididae. The transcript has 17 exons. Gene Ontology annotation, molecular function: glycerone-phosphate O-acyltransferase activity. Bases 140 to 2200 code for a protein of 686 amino acids.
GAGUGCGCUCACUCAUUAGAAUUUUUUUCAUGUUUUAUUUGUUUUUGACACAAACAUAAAGUAAACAGUUUUUGCAGUUAAUGCAUCGUUAUUCUUUAUUAUUAUUAUUAUUAUUAUUUUUUUUUAACAGUAAGGACGUAUGGCACCUAAAGUUAAUUAUUCGCACAGAGACCCUAUGCUGAAGAAAAGGGAUGACUUUGAGGACAUUUUGAAGGAGAGGAGAAACUCCAGUGACUUGAGAUAUGCUCUCAGAUGUUACACACCCAUCCUUUACAAAGGUCUGACUCCCUGCGGUCCCAGCCAGUUGAAGAACAUGGUGCUUCAAUCUCAUCAUGUCCUCUAUGUUGUCCACCAGCUUUCUAAAGAGACAGGCACAACGGUUGAUGCCAUCAUGGAGGAUGCAUCAGACAUCCUGGAGGAAAUGGCUCACCGGCUACAGCUCAGCACCAUUCGAUUCUUUGCUUUCACACUCAGCAAGAUCUUUAAAACCUUGUUCAGGAGCAUCUGUGUCAAUGAAGAGGGAAUCCAGAGACUUCAGCAGACCAUUCAGGAGCAUCCGGUCAUUCUCCUUCCCAGUCAUCGAAGUUACAUGGACUUUUUGCUGAUGUCGUAUAUCCUGUACACUUAUGACCUGGCUCUGCCUGUCAUCGCAGCCGGCAUGGACUUCAUGGGGAUGAAAUUUGUUGGGGAGAUGCUGCGUAAGUCUGGAGCCUUCUUCAUGCGGCGAUCAUUUGGUGGAGACAAGCUGUACUGGGCUGUCUUCUCAGAGUACGUCAAGACCAUGCUCAAGAAUGGAUUUGCACCUGUUGAAUUUUUCCUAGAGGGGACCAGAAGCCGUACGUCCAAGUCUUUGACUCCAAAGUUGGGUCUGUUGAAUAUAGUGAUGGACCCAUUCCUCAAAGGAGAAGUGUUUGAUAUCAGCCUGGUCCCAGUAAGUAUCAGUUAUGAAAGAGUCUUGGAAGAGUCACUGUAUGCGAGGGAACUGCUGGGUGUACCCAAACCCAAGGAGACCACUUCAGGUCUGUUUAAAGCCAGAAAGGUCCUCAGUGAAGACUACGGCAGCAUCCAUGUUUACUUCGGUACCCCUGUGUCUGUCAGAAGUUUAGCCCAGACAAGCAUUAAUCGCUGCCAGUUCAACCUCGUGCCACGACAUAUCCCCAGGAGACCCACUGAGGAGAUCCAACGCUUUGUCAACGAUGCUGCCUACAGACUAGUACGGGUCCAGGAGGAGAAUAUGGUCCUGAAGCCCUGGGUUCUUGUGGUUUCCCUUUUGCUCCAGCAGCACCAUAUGAACCAGGAGUCAUGGCCGAAACAGCAGGGAAUGUCAUUAGAUGAGCUGGCUGAACAGACUGUGUGGCUCAGAGAUGUUUCCCAGCAGUAUGGAGCCUUCCUUCACUGGCCCGACCACAUGUCCCCAUCUGAAGUAGUUUCCUCCAGUCUUUCUCUGCACCACGGUCUCGUGAGGAUCUGUGACAGGCGGGUCCAGCUGGCACUCGAGCAACAAGGAGACCAGUCGAGGCCUGGGGAGGCUCAGUGCACCACCACACCAGAAGAGGAACUUUUGAGCAAGGCAGUCAUUAUACUCUCGUGCACCUCCUACAGGAACCAGGCUCUGCAUGUCUUCCUUCGCCCAGCACUGCUGGCCUCUGCCAUCAGCGCUGCCUCUUCCAACAAGAAACAGGAAGUCUUCAGUAGUUUCAGCUUCCUGAGAAGCAUGUUCUCCGAUGAGUUCAUCCUCUGUCCUGGAGCUACAGUGCAGGAUUUUGAAGAGGCCUGUUACUUACUGGUGAAGACUAGAGCUCUGCAAGUUAGCCAGCAGGAGGUGCUGGUGACGGACAGAGGACACAAAAUACUGACCUUUCUCACCAGCAUGCUUGAUCCCUUCCUCCAAGGAUAUCAGGUGGUGUGCCGCUACCUGUGUGAAGAGGCCACAGAGGACCUGACAGAAAAACAGUUUGUUCCUGCUGUCCGAAAGUUCAUCAUCAAACAGAUUCUUGCAGGUACACUGAGAUACUGUGAGGUGUUGUCAUCUGACCUUCAGAAGAACAUUCUGGCAGCUUUGCUCAGACUUGGAGCUGUAAGGAAAAUCAAAGGUGCCGAACAGGAGACUCUAAAAAUCAACAAAGUGAUGGUGAACAUACUGGAAGACACUCUCGAAGGAAAACUGCCCACUCAGAAGACUCUCGCAGCGCGACUCUAGCUAACUGCCGCCAUUGUCUCACUGUGGUGCAAUAAGGUCGUCUGCAGGAACUGCCUGCUUUGAGAGAUGGAACCGAAGAUUCGCCAUCAUUUCAUUAAUUCUGUUACUUUUUCUGAGACUUGUUCUGUGUAAAAUUGUUUGGCAACACACACGUAACCAAAGCGGUUUACCUCAGCUGAUUAAUAACGGAGCGUUUGCGCUAAGUUUUUAAACGUGCCAGCGUAACUAUUCCACAAACAGUCCUGUUACAUGAUGCAACCUGUGGCAUCACAGUUUCACAGUAACACUUUAUGUUUAGAUUCAAACUGUUUUUCCACAUAUUUUGUGGUUCAGUGCCCCCCACCCUCUCUCUUCAUUAUUUUAAAAUCUAUUUCUGAGUGCUUUAAUAUAUUUUAUUCUUGAUGUGGUGUGGUUCUUUGUGUUAACUCCUUUUGGGAACCUUCUUUCUUUUAUAACACAGAAGUUUCUAAAAUGGCUAUUUGAAGGUUUGUAUUUUACAUUUGUCGAGAACAGAGUCAUGGUUUUCUGUUGUUCUACUGACUGAACUGCAAACUCAUCCAAUCAGCUUCAUAAGUAGUUGAACAGGGAUGCCAGUUUUUAAAUUUUGUCUCAGUACAGCCACAACAAUGAAACAAUCAAGAUGUGCUUGUCUCGUCAGGUUACAGUGUUAUUUCAAUGGGUUCAAUGUAGAUUCCAACCGAUAUGGAUUUCUUGGGUGGCUGAUACCGAUAAUAGGGAGUAAAAAAUUAAUACAGAUUAGAGCCGACCGAUAUGGAUUUUUUGAGGCUGAUAACGAUAUUUGGAUGAAAAAAAAAUGCAGAUAAUCGAUAAAUCGGCUGAUUUGCCGAUAGCCGAUAAAUCAGACGAUAUUAUUAUUUAUUUUUUUAAUGAAUAAAAUGUUCUUUUUUGGACCCUUAAUAAACAGGUAUGAGCUAAAGGCUGAAGCUUUGUCUUCAUAUUGAUUAACUUUAUAACAGAGAAGAAUUUUCAGUUCAAAAAAUGCAAUCAAGAUUAAAUCUUUGUGAAAUUAGCAAAUGCAUAUCCUUAAAAAGAGUUGUGAAAU